Molecule: messenger RNA, 4332 nt
Organism: Poecilia latipinna (sailfin molly)
Lineage: Eukaryota; Metazoa; Chordata; Actinopteri; Cyprinodontiformes; Poeciliidae
Product: dedicator of cytokinesis protein 8-like
Exons: 31
Coding region: 544-4221 (1225 amino acids)
Biological process (GO): positive regulation of GTPase activity; small GTPase-mediated signal transduction; positive regulation of T cell migration
Cellular component (GO): cell leading edge
Molecular function (GO): guanyl-nucleotide exchange factor activity
Source: RefSeq, a predicted model, not a curated record
CAUUCUGCCUCGCCGCCGGUGUCAGUCUGACUCCCUCUAUCUCGCACUUAACUCCCUCGACGGGAUACCUCAAAGCACAUGCGGAAGUUUCCACCCCGGACAGCUGCUGCUGCUGCUGCCGCCGCCGCAGCAGCUCAAAUGAGCUUCUGACAGUUGAUCAGUAGGAGGGGAAGCAGUAACAGCGAGGAGGUGGGCGAGGCGACACCGCCAGGAAACGCCACAGCCGGAUCCGCUGGACUGGACGUCAGACCCGCGCAUGGCUUCUCUCGGCAGCGCAGAGCGACGGGCUUUCGCUCUGAAGAUCAACAGUAUGAAGACAUCAGAACACUCCAAGGAGAUCAGAGAAAAAGUUAUUGAAAGUAUCACUCAGGAGAUGGGUACAAAAAAAUUCUAAGGCACACUUCUGCAGAGGUUAGACGGAACUUCAUUGGGAACUAUGGCUUAUAUCACAGUCGGUCCAACUCCAGCUCGUCUCCCACUGCCUACGUCAAUGUGCCUCCGGCGUAUGACGCAGUGGAGCCAUUGGACCUGGAGGAGUUCCUGAUGUCACAGUUAAGAAGUGAAGACUCAGAUCUGAUGCAUGAAUUUGGAGACUUCCCUGACGAUGACCUGAAGGUGGAGCAGGUGGAGAAGGAGCGACGUACCAUCCGGCACUCUGUCCCAGAGGACGGAGGCGACUUAGAUCCACAUGUGAGAGAUUGCGUGAAGAGUUACACCCAGCCAUGGCUGGUUGUUUCCAGAAGGUGCCAGGGGGAUGGCUGGAGUGCAUAUUCAGAGCGAGUCGGCCUGCAUAAAGUCCUGCAUAAGCAAAUCUUUGAGUCUGAUUUUCAACCAGAAAACAAAGACAAACCAGUCAAGUCCCCGACUCUUGCAGGGCUGAGCGACGACUCCAGCCGCACGCUAACCUCGUGUGAUUUUAAUUUGCGAAGCCUGGCUCCGGACCAGAGGGUCGAGGGACUGCUGGCCUUCAGCAGCCACGAGGAGCUGGAUCGCUUCAACCAGGAGGCGCGGCAUGCAAAAAGACAUCCCGAGGUGUUUGCGCUUUACCCGCCACCUGAUGAGGACGAUGCGGUGGAAAUCCGGCCCAUUCCCGACUGCCCCAAAGAACACACUGGAGAACGCAUCUUGAUUCGAUGCCAGGCCAUGAAGUUUGAAAUUGACAUCGAGCCCAUUUUUGCCACCAUGGCCUUAUAUGACCUGAAAGAGAAAAAAAAGAUAUCGGAGAACUUCUACUGUGAUCUCAACUCAGAGCAGUUUAGAAACUUCUUGAAACCUCACACUCCACAUGUGGAUCACUCCACCCUGGCCAGAUCUGCCAUCUUCUCUGUUACUUACCCGUCCCCUGAUAUAUACCUGGUCAUCAAGAUUGAGAAGGUCCUCCAGCAAGGAGAGAUUAGUGACUGUGCUGACCCCUAUUUAACAAUGCGGGAGAGUGACUCUACGAAGAACAGAGACAAACUUGAGAAACUGAAGAGCCAGGCAGAGGCUUUCUGCCAGAGGCUGGGCCGCUAUCGCAUGCCUUUUGCUUGGGCGACAGUUAACAUCAUGGAGGUCAUCUCUCAAACUGCAGCCUCGGACCGCGAUGUCACAGAUUCUGACAGUGUGAAAGGAGGUAAAUCCAGCAGCAUGGACCGGAAAGCGCAGCUCCCCAGGAGGAACUCCGAGCGCUUCACUAGCAUGGAGGAAGCUUGUUAUAACGUUCACACUUUCAAACCUGCAACCAUCACCAUCCCUACGAUUUUCAAACAGGAAGGGGAUCGUCUAAGUGAUGAGGAUUUAUUGAAAUUCUUAGCUGAUAUUAAGAAAUCCUCAACUCCACAAAGAAGGAUCAAGACAAUACCAGGUUGCAUUAAAUUGGACAUGUCUCCCAUCCACGACACGCCGCAGGCCUGCCUGUCCACCGAACUCAUCCCGCUCAUACCCGUGGCUGAGAAAAACAUCCGUCCCAUCAAAGAGGUGUUGGAGUUUCCCUCCAGUGAAGUUUACGUCCCUCACAACAUUUACAGGAACCUGCUCUUUGUCUACCCUCAGAGACUGAACUUUGUCAACAGGCUCACAUCAGCAAGAAAUAUCGCCAUCAAAAUCCAAUUUAUGAGUGGAGAGGACCCCAGUUGUGUUCUGCCUGUUAUUUAUGGGAAAUCCAACGGCCCCGAGUUGUUACAAGAAGUUUACACGCCUGUUACAUACCAUAACAAGUCUCCAGACUUCUACGAGGAGGUGAAGCUUUCCCUUCCAGCCCGUCUGACGGAGAGGCAUCACUUGCUGUUCACUUUCUACCACAUCAGCUGCCAACAGAAACAGAACCAGAGCGGCAACUGCGAGACCCUCAUUGGAUACUCUUGGUUGCCCAUCCUGAACUGCGACCGGCUGCAGACGGGGCAGUUUUGUCUGCCCAUUGUUCUGGAGCGACUUCCUGUCAACUACUCCCUGCACACUCCAGAGAAACUUCCACCCCAGGUCCCUCCGGUCAAGUGGAUGGAGAGCCACAAAGGGCUUUUCAACCUUGAGGUCCAAGCUGUGUCGUCUGUUCACCCUCAAGACAAUCACUUGGAGCGUUUCUUCACCCUGUGUCAUGCGCUGGAAGGUGGAACUACAUUCCCCGUGCGGAUCAAGGACGAGAAGAUUCCCGAGAACAAACUGGAGCACGAGCUGAAGCUCAGCAUCAUAUCUCUGCCCUCCUCUAAUUUAGAGCCUCUGGUGCUCUUCCUCCACCGGGUACUGGAUAAACUUUUCACCCUCAUCAUGCAGCCCAUGGUCAUAGCUGGCCAAACUGCCAAUCUGGCCCAGAUAGCCUUUGAAUCGGUGGUGUCUAUUGUCAACAGUCUUCAUAACAGCCAGGAACUAUUCAGGGACCAGCUGGGAAGAAAUAUCCUCUUAGCAACCUACCUUUACUGGGUCUUUCGUCUUCCUGAUCCCCCCCGAGACGUGCAGAAUGCCGGUCCAGCAGGUUCAGCUCCAUCAUCAGACAGCCGUUACAUGACCAUAGGUCCGUCUACGGCCGCCAGAGUCGGCAGCAUGCUCCUCCAGUCCCGGAUCCGCAGCAGCAGCAACCCCGACAUCCCUGCUCAGCAAGCUUCAGAUGAAGAUGCAGAGAUCAAAGACAUUCUCUCUGCAAAGGGCCUCAACUACCCGGGCAGCCGCGUGUCCACCUAUGUGGAAACCAGCAACUACCAGAACUCUGCAGGAAGCACAAGGCCGUCCAACAGAAAGCAAUUUCACGAGGAGCUGGCUCUGCAGAUGGUCGUCAGCACUGGCGUCUGCAGAGAAAACGCUUACAAAUAUGCCUGGUUCUUCUUUGAGCUGUUGGUGAAAAGCAUGGCUCAGCAUGUGUCUCAGCUCGACAGGUACACUGUCCCCCGAAGGAGCCGCUUCUCUGACAGAUUCAAAGACGACGUCACCACCAUCGUCUCUGUGGUCACAGCGGAGAUUUGCACAAUCCUCGUCAAACAACAAAAGGAGGUAGAGCAAGCAGAGAAAAUCAACAUCAGUCUGGCCUUCUUCCUCUACGACCUGCUGUCCCUCAUGGACCGAGGGUUUGUUUUCCAGCUUGUGAGAAACUACUGCAACCAGAUGUCUGCUAAGAGCGUUUCAAUGCCAACUUUGAUCAGCAUGCGUCUGGAGUUCCUGCGAAUCCUCUGCAGCCAUGAGCACUACCUCAACCUGAGCCUCUUCUUCAGCAACCCAGCUUCUGCGCCUGCCUCUCCGUGUCCGUCCAUUUCUUCACAGAGUUCUGGCUCCUACCAGGAACAGCAGAGGAUCUUGGCGUUGUUUGAUCUGUCUCAGGAAUUCAAGCAACAGCAUUACCUCACCGGUCUGCUCUUAACGGAACUUAGCGCGGCACUUGACAUGGAGUCAGAAGGGGGAAAGGUUCAAAGAAAGGCGAUCAAUGCAAUUUACAGCUUGCUGUGUUCCCAUGAUCUGGAUGAUCGUUGUGUUAAAACUGAUGUCAGAGCCAAGGUGUCUGCUCUCUACCUCCCCCUGGUGGGGAUUAUUAUAGAGUCGACCAACUACCUGGAUUUCACAGUUUGUGACACGCGCGCCGGCAAGAACAAGACCGGCGAAUCCGAGGAUGACCUUGAAAAUGUGCCGCCUAUCAAUCAGUCUGUUGCCAUGGCGAUUGCCGGGAAUCCCUUCAACACGUUGGGGCGUAACGUUCUCAUCUCCAUGGCAUCCCUGGUAAAGUUUAUGCUCCCAAUUGGAAUGACGAUUGUAGAGUUUUAAAUGGCUUUAUAAACUUUUGGUGAGUGUUUUGCUUCCCAACAGGUGAGCUGGGCAGAUGCUGAUUGAUUAGCUGUCAGAGCCACACAUGCACUUCAUCCAUCCUGCAAAAAA